AUGUUGUCUCAACAUACAAUUGAAUCUGUCUGGAACGCAUUCAAGACAAAGCGUUCAAAUGCAGACUUAUUUACCACAGACGCUGUGGUCAUGUUUGUACCAUCUUCAGUAGGAGCAAGAGGCAAUGAACACAUUCGUCGAUUCUUUUUACACCCACAGUUCUCUGAUAAAGUGACACUUGUACAAGAGACAGUCUGUCAUACAGUCGCAUCCAACUUUAGAUUGAUAGAAGAAGUGGUUUGGUCUGUUCAGUUUUUUACAGAUGAAUGUCAAUGGCUUGUACCUGGGAUUGAAGAUCGUUAUUUGAUGAAUGCAGCUAUCAAGUUUCCUGUGACCAUUUCAGCUUCUUUUGAUCCAGCACAGUUAAGAAUAGAGAGUAUUCGGUAUUCUUGGGAUCAAGCAUGUGUAUUGAAACAAAUUCGAGUAAUUUCAGAUAAAGUAAAAUGGCCUAUUGUAGCAGAACAACAAGUAGAUACACUCCAAUGUCCUGAUAGUGUUCGACUGAUUGGUUUAGAUGGUCAACCCAUUGACCCUAAAAAAGUAAGUUGGAUUCAACUGUUUAUACACUUUAUUCAAGAUGGUUUAGUGCCAGGUAGAAUAUUUGGACCUGUUGAUCCUAAAGAUCAAGUAUCUAGACCUGUACGUCACCCUGAACCUAAUGGGCCUCCUAAUCGAAACAUUUUUACUUAUGAGCCACCUGCUGAAAGACGCCUUGUUGCCUCCUCAAACAAACUAGACGCACAAUUCUCAUUUGCACAUCACACGGCAAGAUAAUUUUAUUCAAUAAUAAAUUAAGGACCAGCACUUGGUUCAGAGCUUAAUAGGAUUUCAGCAGCACGGUUCAAGUCUGACUUGGCACGCGUGAGUGCUCUUUCGAUAUCUUGUCUAGAAUAGUUGGGAAACAUAGCAAACAUGGUAUCAAUAUCUUGUUGUUGAAUCACAGGUGUUGCUACUUGUGUAUAGGACUGCUUCUUUGUAGUACUGAGAAGGGGCAUCAUAUAAUUGGAUGUCCAUGAUCGAAUCCAUGCAGGAAAUCGCCAUUGUUGAAUUGAUUUUGUAUGGUAAUAUAGUUUACCAAUCACUAAUCCACAUAAUGAGGGAAUAGCAGAUGCUGAUGUAUUGGACAAUAGAAGCUAUAU
Gilbertella persicaria is the source of this 1139-nucleotide messenger RNA. RefSeq lists its product as uncharacterized. Lineage: Eukaryota; Fungi; Mucoromycota; Mucoromycetes; Mucorales; Choanephoraceae. The transcript is spliced from 4 exons. The coding region runs from base 1 to 774 and encodes 257 amino acids. The record is from RefSeq and is a predicted model, not a curated record.